GCCACUGCGAGUUCGAUGGCAAACUGGAGGGCAUCGACGCGCUGUGCGACGUCGACCACGGUAGACCCCUGCGUGGCGACAGGGUAGACCACUCCGAGUGCGAGGGCAAGCUGGAGGGCAUCGACGGCGUAGGCCACGGCGAGUGCGAGGUCAAGCAGGAGGGCAUCGACGUGAUGAAGGACGUCGUCCACGGUCGACCCCUGCGUGGCGAGGGGGUCGGCCACGGCGAGUGCGAGGUCAAGCAGGAUGGCAUCGACGUGAUGAAGGAC
Messenger RNA from Prorocentrum cordatum, 269 nucleotides. The record is from the annotation of a GenBank genome assembly. Lineage: Eukaryota; Dinophyceae; Prorocentrales; Prorocentraceae.